AUGAAUUGGCGUAAAGCCGCUACAACGAUGGAGGCAGAUGCUGUUGCAGAAGGCUUUAAAAAAAGCAUUGAAUUACAAGGGCUAAAAUUUAAUAAAUUAAUUAGUGAUGGUGAUUCUAGUGUAAGUAAAAGAUUGGCAGAAACAAGACCCUAUGGUCCAAAUUUUACUAUUGAAAAAAUAGAAUGCCGGAAUCAUUUAUUGAGGAACUACGGAACGAAAUUAGCAAUGAUUGGUAAAAAUACAAAAUAUCCUAUACAUUUGAGAAAACAUAUUUUGAACAACGCGAAAAGGUUUAGGUCUGCUAUAACAAAAGCUAUUGAUCAUCGUAAUAAUUUAAAACAACAAACCAAGUAUCAAAAAGUUGUAGGUAGGUUACCAUCACCAACUUAA
This is a messenger RNA of Melanaphis sacchari, 390 nucleotides long. RefSeq lists its product as uncharacterized. The transcript has 2 exons. The coding region runs from base 1 to 390 and encodes 129 amino acids. NCBI's taxonomy places the organism in Eukaryota, Metazoa, Arthropoda, Insecta, Hemiptera, Aphididae. The record is from RefSeq and is a predicted model, not a curated record.